GCAUAGCGCCAUCUGCAGUUCGGAUGUUCCGAUCAGUAUCAUGACAGGCUCACCAGACGGAGAGAUGUUCUGACGAAGUUGGUUACAUGUCGCACUGUACGCAUGUUAUCAAUGAAGAUUUUUGGUCCGAUUUUGAAAUCACCUGCCAGCAGCCACGUUGUUUAGAAGACGAACGGAUGAAAAAACAAAUUUAUACAAUGCUGACAGAAGAAAGCUCAAGGCCUUUGAACUGAUGUGAACAUUCUGUAGAAUCAGAGUCCACUGGAUGGAUAUUGCCGAAGAGGAUCAGUCAUGCGGUGGCCAGCUGCUUUUCUCUUGCUUCGACUGACAUCUUGCAUUAUUCUUCAUGGCUUGGAUGUCUCUGUGUCAGAAUUUCAGCCAGCAGUUGGAUGUCCAGAAAGCUGUUUCUGCUCAGAUAUGGUUAAUGGUGGGCUGGUGGUUAGUUGUAGCAACAUGCACUUGCUUACAGUGCCACAUGGGUUUCCAAACACAACACAACAUCUUUACCUGGAUAACAACCUGUUGGCUAUCAUACCAUCUGAUUCCUUUAUAGGCCUGACAAUGCUAUGCGGGCUGGAUCUUUCCCACAACAGGCUGACCCACCUCGAGCCCGGAGCUUUCCGAGGUCUGGCGGACUCGUUGAUUAGCCUAGAUCUUUCCUCCAACCAGCUGGAGACACUGGACCCGGAGGUGCUUGGUGACAUCCGGGCCCACACAAAUCUCUCCCAUAACCCUUGGCAGUGUGACUGCCGUCUACAGCUGGCUAUGCCACAACUGCUCCUAGACCCGUCCUCCCUCGCUGAGGUGGUGUGUAACAGGUCUGAACCGGAGGAGUUGAGGGCUCAAGGUUUGCCUUUUAUUCUGGUAGCGACUGAUGUUGACUUUUGCAGGGGAUUCAGGAAGACCACUGACGUGGUUAUGCUGAUUACAAUGUUUGUCUGGUUUACAAUGGUUAUAUCUUACUUGGUUUGCUACGUAAGGCACAACCAGGAAGAUGCACUACGUCAUCUAGAAUACCUCAUGUCUCUCCCAAAAAUACAGGGUAGAUGAGAGCAGUCACUUAGCACCUGGCUGUAAAUACAAAUAUGAAGUUGAUAUUGUUUACAUGGAAUGCCAUAUUCUCAGUUAUCAAAGUAAAGUGCGAUUUUUUUAUAAUUGUACAGAAUUUGUCCAUUUACUCUAAUGUGCACAAACGUGUUGGCUAUUUAAGUCAAAGUAAUUAUUACCAUAAUAUACACUCACCUAAAGGAUUAUUAGGAAC
Molecule: messenger RNA, 1261 nt
Organism: Paramisgurnus dabryanus
Lineage: Eukaryota; Metazoa; Chordata; Actinopteri; Cypriniformes; Cobitidae
Source: RefSeq, a predicted model, not a curated record